AUGGAUGGAGGAAAAGGGUGGCCUGGUGGUUCUAGGGUUUUUAUACAAAUGGUGGUGUUAGUAACAAACGAUGGUAUGCCCGCUCCAAGUUACCAUAAUGUUCGUGUGACAUUACUAAAGGAGGUGUUGCAAGAUACUAAUAAGUUUGUGGACUUGUUUCGGCCACAGUGGCAGAAAUACAGAUGUAGCAUUAUGUCCGAUUUUUGGACAGAUGGAAAAGGAAGGGCAUUGAUAAAUUUUUUAGUGAAUUGUCCAACUGGCACGGUAUUUCUUAAGUCAAUUGAUGCAUCAGAGCAUGUGAAGGAUGCUCAAUUAAUUGUGAAGAUGAUUAAUCAAGUGAUUGAAGAUGUUGGCAAGGAAAACAUUGUUCAGUUUCUUACGGAUAACGGCUCAAACUAUAAAGCUGCGGGAAAAAUUUUAGAAGAACAACAUCCAAAGUUGUUUUGGACUCCAUGUGCAGCACAUUGUGUGAACCUUAUGAUACAAGAUCUCGGGGAAAAAAUAAAAAAGAUAAAGGGUGCUUUGACUGAUGCAAGAGCGAUUGUGGUUUACAUUUAUAAUCAUGGAAGAAUUUUGAACAUGAUGCGAAAGUUGACUAAGAAUAAAGAGUUGCACAAGUCAUGUAUAACUAGGUUUGCCACUCAGUACUACACUCUACAGAGUGUACAUGAGAAUCGCCAUCACCUUCAAGUGUUGUUUGUUUCUGAACAAUGGACAAAAAGUGCAUUUGUAAAGAAAGCUAUGGGAAAGAAGGUGGAGAGGAUAGUUGCAAAGCAAGCAUUUUGGGACGAUGUGUAUUUCUGUUGUCAAGUAUUUGCACCUUUGGUAGAUAUGAUUCGUUUGGUUGAUAGGGAAGAUCAACCAUGCAUGGGUUAUUUCUAUGAUGCUAUGAGUCGAGCAAAAAAGCAAAGAAGCAAAAAUCUUAAAGGUGGGCCUAAUGCAAGGAUGGAGAGUACAGUUUUGUUUAUAAUUCAACAAAGAUGGUCUGGCCAACUUCAUUAUCCUUUACAUGCAGCUGGAUGCUUUCUUAAUCCUGCCAUUUUUCAUGGAGAAAAUUCAGAGAUUGAGAAAAAUAAAGAUAUAGAGACGGGACUAUAUGUUGCCAUCGACCGUCUUGUUCCCGAUGAAGAUGAGAAUGAUCUUUUAAGACAACAAUUGAAUAUCUACAUUGAUUCAGAAGGCCAAUUUGGAUCUGUAGCCGCUAAAAGAAGUAGAAUGAAAGUUGCACCAUAUAUUUGGUGGCGUUCUUAUGGGAUCGAUACUCCUUUGCUUCAAAAUUUUGCUAUCAAGUUACACUCCAAGAAAAGGAAUUGUCUUUUACAGCAAAAACUCAAUGACCUUGUGUUUAUCCAAUAUAACACAAGGUUACAAAGGAGAUUUGAAUAUCUAAAAAGCAACAAAACUGAUCCUAUUUUAUUGAGAGAUGUAGAGGAAAAUGAUGAGUGGACGAUACCGACAGAGGCUGAACUUCAAGACUUUGUGGAUGCACGUGAUUGUCUUCUUUGGUCGGAUGUGCGAGAAGCGAUGGGUGGAAAUGUAGACAUCGGGCCUAGUACGAGGAGCAAAAGGGAGCGUUAUAGAGAUGAUGAUGAUGAUAAUGACAAGACUAGAGUUGAAGUGGAAGAUGAUGUGUAUGUGGACCUUGAUGUCGAAGUGAAUGCAUUAGACGAUGUUGACUCGGAAGCUGAACCAGUGGAUUGCGAUUGA
Molecule: messenger RNA, 1707 nt
Organism: Lactuca sativa (garden lettuce)
Lineage: Eukaryota; Viridiplantae; Streptophyta; Magnoliopsida; Asterales; Asteraceae
Source: RefSeq, a predicted model, not a curated record